This is a messenger RNA of Strongyloides ratti, 534 nucleotides long. RefSeq names its product Regulator of G protein signalling domain and Regulator of G protein signalling superfamily domain and Regulator of G-protein signalling, domain 1-containing protein. Lineage: Eukaryota; Metazoa; Nematoda; Chromadorea; Rhabditida; Strongyloididae. The coding region runs from base 1 to 534 and encodes 177 amino acids. The transcript has 4 exons. The record is from RefSeq and is a predicted model, not a curated record.
AUGUUAUUAAAGCUUCUUCCAUGUAACUGUUCCUCAAUUAGUGAAAGCCAAACAUUGGCUUCUCAUAAAAAUGAAGGUAUGAAUCAAGGUCCUACAACUAUAGAUAAAUCUACUGACAGGAUGUCUUAUGAUGAAGUACAAGCAUGGGGACAAUCUUUUGAAAGAUUGAUGAAUAACAAAAUUGGACAGAAAUAUUUUGCUGAAUUUUUAAAAUCUGAAUUUUCUGAUGAAAAUAUUCUCUUUUAUCAGGCAUGUGAAGAAUUAAAACGUGAAAAAAAUCAUGAAAAAAUUGAAGAAAAAGCUCGUAUUAUUUAUGAAGAUUUUAUUUCAAUUUUAUCACCAAAAGAAGUUUCACUAGAUUCACGGGUUAGAGAGAUCAUUAAUAACAAUAUGGUUCAUCCAACAGCGCGUACUUUUGAUGAAGCACAGGCACAGAUUUUUACAUUAAUGCAAAGAGAUUCAUACCCAAGAUUUAUUGCUGGACCUGUUUAUAAAAGUCUUAUUAGUAGUUACGGACAUAUGGAAGAGCUUUAA